This is a messenger RNA of Drosophila willistoni, 1998 nucleotides long. RefSeq lists its product as uncharacterized. Bases 206 to 1849 code for a protein of 547 amino acids. The transcript has 7 exons. Gene Ontology annotation, cellular component: neuron projection membrane. Gene Ontology annotation, biological process: synapse organization. NCBI's taxonomy places the organism in Eukaryota, Metazoa, Arthropoda, Insecta, Diptera, Drosophilidae. The record is from RefSeq and is a predicted model, not a curated record.
AAGAAACCGAAGAAGACAGCUUUACCAUACCAAACAUUUCUCAUUUUCUCUCUAUCUUUAUCUCUCUCACUCUCUCUCUCUCUCUCUCUCUCAGUCGACUGCGUUUUGUUUGGGUUUAUAUCCUUCUUUGGUUUUGUGGGAAUAAAAUGAAGGUUUCUGAUUUCUAUCGACCAGAAUUAAAAAGUCACGUCGUUCCGUGCAAAGGAUGAGGCGUUCAAUAGUAUAUAGCUCAACAACAACAACAUCAACAACAUCAUCAGCAUCAGCAACAGCAUUAGACACGUCUCAAGGACGCCAAACAGUGCCGCUGCCUCAUUUGCCGCCCCUCAAAAGCCUGAGCCUAAUACGGCUAUUUGCUGUUAUCUCCAUAAUUGGAUCACAAUUUGCUUGUGUCUUGUGCGGACCAACAUCAAUUGGUAUAACCACAUCGACAGCAGCUUCAAGUGUACAACCGAAUAACGGCAACAGCACUGAGAAUAAUAAUUUAUAUUUUGAUGACCAAAAUACAACUAAAACGAUUUCAUCGGCAUCCACUGCGAAGCCAACCCUUCACGCAUCCCAUAACCAUCAGAUGCCAGCAGAAACAACGAUACCCUCCGUCGACAGCAGGAGCAAUGAGAUUAGCUAUAGCCCGAGUACGCCAAUCAAAAAUUUAAUUACCAGCCCAACUGGGCUAUCAACAACAGCAAAAAUAACAACAUCAGCAACAUCAUCAACGGCAGCAUCGGCGGCGGCAACGCCCAAAAGUGUUUGGAGCACCAACAAGCAACCCAUCGAUUCUACACGCACCAGAAACCAUUGGACAACCGUUGGGGGUUCCUCCACCCAUGAUACGGAACGUCCGCGAACAUUUCGCAGCAAACACCAUCAUGAGCAUCACUGGGGUCCAUUUUUUGAGGAGCCCCUCAAUACGGCGUCAUCAUCAUCAUCCUUAUCCUCGUCAUCAUCAUCAUCGUCAUCAUCGACAUUGUCGGGCGGUGAGAAUCUAGUGGCCGCUGUCCAUCUAUUCACCGAAGCAGUUCUCAAUUGUCGUGUCGGCAUGCUGAAAGACAAGACGGUUAUGUGGGUUCGACGCACCACAGAGAAAGUAUCCCUGCUUACGGUGGGCAAUGUCACAUAUAGUGGCGAUCCGCGUAUUCGGGUCAAAUUUCAAUAUCCAAACAAUUGGCGUCUAUUGAUCAAUCCAACACAUCGUGAAGAUGCUGGCAUCUAUAUGUGUCAGGUUUCUACGCAUCCGCCGAGAGUAUUUACUACAAAUCUCACCAUAUUAGAGCCACCACUGCGUAUUAUUGAUGAGCAUGAACGAGAUGUUGGCGAUCGUUAUUAUAAAUCGGGUAGUACAGUUGAUCUUCAGUGUCAAAUAUCAAGGAAUUUUUUUCAAAAAGAAAGCUACAAUAUACUUAAAUCAUCGGCCAUUAAUGACACAAUGAUGGCCUAUAUUAAAACUGAACUUAAUAACAUUGGCAAUCGAGAUCAAACUCAACAAAAGGUGUCUAGUCAAGAGUUUGAAAAGCACUUGGAUAAUUUUAUAACAUGGGCCAAGGAUGAGGAACCACUGCAAGCGCUGACCAAUAAACGAUAUACCAUGUCUGAUAAAUGGUUGACUUGUCGAAUUUCAAUACAAGAGGCUAAACUAUCCGAUAGUGGAAACUAUUCAUGUUCCCUUGGGCGAUUAUUCACGGUGAUUGUUCAAGUACAAGUUUUAACAGGGGAAUUACCUGCUGCUGUUCAACACAAUUUGGCAUCUAGAUCCGUAAUCAAUGUAUUCCUUAUGCCUUGGUGUCUCUUUCUGAUGAUUGUAGUUUUUAAUUUUCAUCGAUUUCUUCAUUCAAAGUUCGUAAAUGUUUGAGAUCAGGAAUUGAAAUUGGACUCAACCAUAUAUACACAUGCAUACAUACAUACAUAUACAUACAUACAUAUAUAAAACAAAAUCUUUCAGAUAAAUUUCCUAAGAUCGACUUGUCCAACAAAAUAAAAUUAAGUACUCAUAUAUAAUUA